CCUACAUAGUAUAUACCUCGUUGUUUUUCUGAAUUAGUUACAUUUUGUUUUUGUAAACUAUUGUAAUAAUAGUUUAUGUUCGAAUAGUUCAAACAAGUUUGAACACUGUCCUUGGUCAUGUUUUCACCCCAUUAAAUGUAUAAAAACCCUUGAAAUCUGAAGGCUCUUGCCUUAAUUUACCUAUAUUAAUAUUUCAAAAGAAAAGGAUAUUUUCGAAAGGAUGACUAUGUCCGGUGAUGCACCAUCAACAGGUGCCGGUGGUGCACAUGUUGCACUAGUCACUGGGGGUUACGAUCACACCAUCAAAUUGUGGCAAGCACAUAGUGGUGUAUGCUUACGAACUAUGCAACAUCCGGAUUCUCAAGUGAAUGACUUAAAAAUAAAUCCCAGCGGGCAGAUGGUAGCAGCAUGUGGUUACCAACAUAUCAGGAUGUAUGAUUUAGCCAGCGCUAAUCCAGACCCUGUCAUUAACUAUGAAGGUGUAUCUAAAAAUGUAUCAAGAGUUGGAUUUCAGGAAAAUGGUCAGUGGAUGUAUUCUGGUGGAGAGGAUUGCACUGCCAGGAUUUGGGAUUUGAGGGCUGGACGUGAGUUUCAAUGCCAGAGGAUAUUCCAAGUGCCAGCACCUGUAAAUGCUGCGGCUUUGCAUCCAGACCAGUCUCAGAUUAUGGUGGGGGGUCAGAGUGGCAUCAUUCACAUAUGGGAUCUCAAGACAGAUCACAAUGAACAACUAAUACCAGAAGCUGAGGCAUCUAUUCAAGACAUAGCUAUAGAUCCUGAAGGAAAGUUGAUGGCUGCCGUUAAUAACAAAGGAAAUUGUUACAUUUGGUCACUGGGUGGGUCUCCUCCACGGCCUGUACCCAGAAAACAUUUGCAGGCACAUAAGAAAUAUGCACUGAGAUGUAAAUUUAGUUUAGAUUCAACAAUGUUGGUGACGACGUCAGGUGACUGCUCGGCGAAGGUGUGGCGCACUAAGGACUGGACCCUGAUGAGGGAGCUGAGACAUGAUGCCCAGCGGUGGGUGUGGGACGCCGCAUUUACACUCGACUCGCGAUAUCUGUUCACAGGGUCUUCAGACAGUUACGCGCGCCUGUGGAACUUGGAGAAGGGGACCCUGGAACGGGAAUACUGCGGACAUCAGAAACCGAUCACCGCCCUGGCUUUCAGAGAUCAAGCUGUUUGACUGUUUGCUCCAAUCUUGUCUUUGUUGUAAACAUAUAGAAACUAAAGCGUGAAUGUCAGUAUGAUAAGAACUUGUGUUCCUUUUGCAUUUAAUAAUAAUUAUUGUAAAAUAUGUACCUAUAUACCAAGUAGACAUAAUUAAGAAUAAAUAUUUGAUAAGGU
Leptidea sinapis is the source of this 1341-nucleotide messenger RNA. It is a transcript of the gene Lst8, whose product is annotated as target of rapamycin complex subunit lst8. The coding region runs from base 221 to 1180 and encodes 319 amino acids. The transcript has 7 exons. The record is from RefSeq and is a predicted model, not a curated record. Gene Ontology annotation, biological process: TOR signaling; regulation of actin cytoskeleton organization. Gene Ontology annotation, cellular component: TORC1 complex; TORC2 complex. Lineage: Eukaryota; Metazoa; Arthropoda; Insecta; Lepidoptera; Pieridae. Gene Ontology annotation, molecular function: protein binding.